CUGUGUUUCUUGUUUUACAACUACCCUUAAUGGUGAAUGCAGAAUCCAUCACAGCUCACAAACCAUUCCAAGAAAUGAGUUUAUAGUUCCAAGAAGUUUUUGACAAUACGACACUUAAGAAAUUCGGUCUCAAUGCCGAGGAGGAAAGGUCGGACUGGGAGAAGGAGAACUAGAAAUUACCUUGAUUAUGAACCUCUUGCCACAUCUUCAGAAUCAGAAGGCCAUGUUGACACAAAAUCUCUUCACACAAAGCUAAGGCGGGUUUCUGAGAGACCAGUUUCUCUUGAACAUGAAGAAUCCUUCAUUGUGCUCUUGAAAUGGAUGAAGAAAAAUGGCUUUACUUUAAAGAACCUGAGACCAGCUGUAUUUCCAGGUACUGGCAGAGGUCUCCUGACAAAAGCUCACCUUCGGCCAGGUGAUGACAUCAUAUCUGUCCCCAGUAAACUUCUGAUCACUACACACACUGCCCUGAAUAGCUAUGUCGGUGAGGCAAUAAAGAAAUAUGGUUUUGGUUCAGAAGAAAUAUCUCCUCAACUGAUCCUCUGCCUUUUUCUAGCCUAUGAAAAGCGCCGAGGGAACAAAUCUUUUUGGUAUCCAUAUAUCUCAAGUCUACCAGCUUCAUUCAGUACCACUGCAUUCUUUACUGAUGAAGAACGUCAGUGCCUUCCAGGUUUUCUAAAGGAGAAGUCGGAUAUCCAGUUAAACUCUAUCAAGGUGUCAUACGAAUUGGCCUUAUUGAUUGGGGCUCAUAUUGAGGCCGCUUGCAAGGACUUCGCUGGUGGCCUAUCAUGGGAGCAGUAUCUCUGGGCCUGGGGUGUGGUGAAUACAAGGUCUGUCUACAUGGAGCAGAGGUUGCAUCCUUUACUGACUGGCGUUGAUCAUUAUGCUCUUGUACCACUCCUUGAUAUGCUGAAUCACUCGGUUUCUGCAAAGGUCAAAGCUGUGUUUUCCAAGUCAACAGACAGGUACAUGAUGCAAACUUUUGAUACCUACCGCCCAUAUGACCAAGUGUUUAUCUGCUAUGGACCUCAUGACAAUUCCAAGUUGCUCCUGGAGUAUGGUUUUGUUCUUCCCGUUAACCCACACAAUGCUGUAACUUUCAAAGAAGAUGAUUUCAACAUAAUUAAAUUCCAAUUCCCCGAGAGUGCGUGGAAGAAGAAGAGGGCGAUGAUGGAAGAGAAUGAUGUGCUCUGCUCUCUCUGCUGUUCUGCUGAUGGGCCCAGUUGGAAUCUUCAGUGCGUGUUUAGAAUCUUGGUUAGAGACUGGGAAACACGAAUCUCCUGUGGGCAGUAUCUAAUGACUGAGCCAACAGAAAAGGAAAAGUUCAAGAUGAAGAGAUUGUGCGACAUGGUGCUCAAAGAGAAAUUACAAAGAAUUCAGGAAUGCCUGUGUUCUAUCAAAGAAUGUGAGCCAUCUUAUCAUAUAUCAAUGGUGAGCACCCUUCUGGAACAGUUGGAGGAGAUCUUGAUCAAACGUAAUCUUAAACGUGUCACCUUUGACAUUGGAUGAGAAUUGUGAAUAAAAGACAUUUGAAAUCUUUAUAAAUAUGAAACCAGAUGCUGUUCAGUACAUGUAUGUUGAACUCCAGACGAAGAGCGCUGAAGCAGUCUAGAAAAAGGAUAGUGUGACUUGUGAAAGUGAUGUGAUCGCUGCUGCUUUCGUUGCCCUGUACAUGUACUGUCCCUGUGCUUCAGGCUUUGGCCAGGACAUUCAACUUGUAGAAAACGUGAUAUCAUUGGGUGUAAUUGCUCAUGGUAACUGGUUAUUAGUAUGAUUCCACUGACAACAUGAAGUAUCUCACGGUGUAAAGCAUGUCAGAAUGAUAAUGGUGCUUCUCAUAAUUUACAAUGUAGUUCACUUUUAUCUUCAUAUU
Molecule: messenger RNA, 1873 nt
Organism: Lineus longissimus
Lineage: Eukaryota; Metazoa; Nemertea; Pilidiophora; Heteronemertea; Lineidae
Product: SET domain-containing protein 4-like
Exons: 7
Coding region: 133-1509 (458 amino acids)
Biological process (GO): peptidyl-lysine trimethylation; peptidyl-lysine monomethylation
Molecular function (GO): protein binding; protein-lysine N-methyltransferase activity
Source: RefSeq, a predicted model, not a curated record